AUGUCUUAUUCAACCGCGCUUGCUACCUCCUCUCUUCCCCGUCUAUCUGAUCGUCGUGAUACUCUUUGUAAGAAGGUUUUGGAUAAAAUAACAAUACCAUCAUCACGCCUUAACCGCAUUUUACCUCCGACCCGGAUUGAGUCGCAUGGCAGAGAACUGCGCCACUCUAGUAAUCUUAGCCUAUUUAAGUGUAGGACGGACAGAUUUAAGAACAGUUUCUUCCCAGCUAUGUGCUCACGUACUAUGAACAAGUCAUGACCGUUGUCAAUUAGGUUUACAAUCUAAAUUUCUACUUUUAUAUAACUCCAUUUCCUAGUUUUAAAAAGUAACAGUAGUCUUCAUAAAUUUAAGCUUGUAAAAAUACUAUAAUUCACUUUUACUUGUAUUAGUGCGAUUGUAUUUUAAAUAUACCGUCUAUUAUUAUAUUUUAAGCUUGGACAUGAACUGCUACUGUCAAUUGGGUCAGUAGAACUUUUCCUUAGUCAUUGCCCUUUUAUGCGAUGGAUAAUAGAUAUCAAUCAUUAAACGACAAUUUAUUAAAAACAUCACUGAUUUUAUGCAUGCUUGAUUUUAUCCAUGAUUGAUUACAUACUUUUACAAAAAUAAAAAAAUGUGCGUAAAAGGUUACCAUGGGAAAAAAGUCCACGUUUUAGAGGUCGCGCCUUGGAUUUUUGAAUGUACAUCAAAUAAUUGUCUGGAACUAUGAUAACUCAUAAAACACCUUCCAAAUAUGCACCCUAUGAAUUCGAAUUGCGUUUUAACUUUCAAGUCUUCACUCCAUUUCUGUGUGCAAGCCAUUUUUGAAAGUGUUUUUAAAAACCCUCCCGUACUGGAAGAUUUCCUUUGAAAAUAAUUUUAGUGGUAAAGAUACUAGCAAACCUCAAACUACCCCCAUGCCGGCAUAAAGUUUUGCCGAAAUUUUCGAACUGUGCAGUACCCUGUAUAUAUAUAUAUAUAUAUAUAUAUAUAUAUAUAUAUAUAUAUAUAUAUAUAUAUAUAUAUAUAUAUAUAUAUAUAUAUAUAUAUAUAUAUAACUUGUUUUGUUGUAGUAGAUAAUAAAGUGCUCAACACCAGUAUUAUAGUAGAGCAAGAUAUAUUUAUAUCUUAAAAUUAAUUAUUGAAAGCUACGCUAUUUGAAAAAGGAGUUCUGCUAUUUGAAAAGAAAGCUCCGCUAUUAGAAAAAGGCGUUCUGCUAUUUGAAAAGGGAGUUCUGCUCUUUGAAAAGAAAGCUCCGCUAUUUGAAAAGAGAGUUCUGCAACUUGAGGAGGAAAUUCCCCAAUUUGAAAAGGGAGUUCUGGUAUUUCAAAAGAAUGCUCCGCUCUUUGAAAAGGGAGUUCUGCUAUUUGAAAAGAAUCCUCCGAUAUUUGAAAAGGGAGUUCUGCUGUUUGAAAAGAAAGUUUCGUUAUUUGAAAACGGAGUUCUGCUAUUUGAAAAGAAUGUUCCGUUAUUUGAACAGGGAGUUCUGCUAUUUGAAAAGAAUGCUCCGCUAUUUGAAAAGAGAGUUCUGCUACUUGAGGAGAAAGUUCCGCUAUUUGAAAAGGGAGUUCUGCUAUUUGAAAAGAAUGAUACGCUAUUUGAAAAGGGAGUUCUGCUAUUUAAUAAGAAUGCUCCGCUAUUUGAAAAGGGAGUUCUGCUAUUUGACAAGAAUGCUCCGCUAUUUGCAAAGGGAGUUCUGCUAUUUGACAAAGGAGUUCUGGUUUUUGAAAAGAAAGCUCCGCUAUUUGAAAAAGUAGUUCUGCUAUUUGAAAGGAAGGCUCCGCUUUUUGAAAAGGGAGUUCUACUAUUUGAUAAGGGAGUUCUGCUCUUUGAAAAGAAAACUCCGUUAUUUGAAAAGAGAGUUCUGCUAUUUGAAAAGGGAGUUCUGCUUUUUGAAAAGGGAGUUCGGCUCUCUGAAAAGAAAGCUCCGCUAUUUGAAAAGGUAAUUCUGCUAUUUGAAAAAGGAGUUCUGGUUUUUGAAAAGAAAGCUCCGCUAUUUGAAAAAGGAAUUCUGAUAUUUGAAAAGAAAGCUCCGCUAUCUGAAAAAGUAGUUCUGCUAUUCGAAAGGAAGGCACCGCUUUUUGAAAAAGGAGUCUACUAUUUGAAAAGGGAGUUCUGCUCUUCGUAAAGAAAACUCCGGUAUUUGAAAAGAGAGUUCUGCUCUUUGAAAAGGGAGUUCAACUCUCUGAAAAGGAAGCUCGCUAUUUGAAAAGGUAAUUCUGCUAUUUGAAAAAGGAGUUCUGGUUUUCGUAAAAAGCUCCGCUAUUUGAAAAACGAGUUCUGCUAUUUGAAAAGAAAGCUCCGCUAUUUGAAAAGGGGGUUCUGCUAUUUGAAAAGGGAGUUCUGCUUUUUGAAAAGAAAGCUCCGCUAUUUGAAAAGUUAAUUCUGCUAUUUGAAAAAGGAGUUCUGGUUUUUGAAAAGAAUCCUCCGCUAUUUGAAAAAGGAGUUCUGAUAUUUGAAAAGAAAGCUCCGCUAUUUGAAAAAGGAGUUCUGCUAUUUGAAAAGGGAGUUCUGCUCUUUGAACAGAAAGCUCCGCUAUCUGAAAAGAGAGUUCUGCUAUUUGAAAAGGGAGUUCCGCUAUUUGAAAAGGGAGUUCUGCUCUUUGAAAAGAAAGCUCCGCUAUUUGAAAAAGGAGUUCUGCUAUUUGAAAAGAAAGCUCCGUUAUUUGAAAAGAGAGUUCUGCUAUUUGAAAAGGGAGUACUGCUCUUUGAAAAGGGAGUUCAACUCUCUGAAAAGGAAGCUCCGCUAUUUGAAAAGGUAAUUCUGCUAUUUGAAAAAGGAGUUCUGGUUUUCGUAAAGAUAGUUCCAAUAUUUGAAAAACGAGUUCUGCUAUUUGAAAAGAAAGAUCCACUAUUUGAAAAGGUAAUUCUUCUAUUUGAAAAGGAGUUCUGGUUUUUGAAAAGAAACCUCCGCUAUUUGAAAAAGGAGUUCUGAUAUUUGAAAAGAAAGCUCCGCUAUUUGAAAAAGGAGUUCUGCUAUUUGAAAAGGGAGUUCUGCUCUUUGAACAGAAAGGUCCGCUAUUUGAAAAGAGAGAUGUGCUAUUUGAAAAGGGAGUUCUGCUAUUUGAAAAGAAAACUCCGCUAUUUGAAAAGAAAGUUCUGCUAUUUGAAAAGGGAGUUCUGCUAUUUGAAAAGAGAGUUCUGCUAUUUGAAAAGGGAGUUCUGCUAUUAGAAAAGGGAGUUCAGCUCUCUGAAAAGAAAGCUCCGCUAUUUGAAAAGGUAAUUCUGCUAUUUGAAAAAGGAGUUCUGGUUUUUGAAAAGAAAACUCCGCUAUUUGAAAAAGGAGUUCUGCUAUUUGAAAAGAAAGCUCCGCUAUUUGAAAAAGACGUUCUGAAUUUUUGAAAAGGGAGUUCUGCUCUUUGAAAAGAAAGCUCCGCUAUUUGAAAAGAGAGUUCUGCUAUUUGAAAAGGGAGUUCUGCUAUUUGAGGAGGAAAUUCCGCAAUUUGAAAAGGCAGUUCUGGUAUUUCAAAAGAAUGCUCCGCUCUUUGAAAAGGGAGCUCUGUUAUUUGAAAAGAAUGCUCCGCUAUUUGAAAAGAGAGUUCUGCUACUUGAGGAGAAAGUUCCGCUAUUUGAAAAGGGAGUUCUGUUAUUUGAAAAGAAUGAUCCGCUAUUUGAAAAGAGAGUUCUGCUAUUUAAUAAGAAUGCUCCGCUAUUUGAAAAGGGAGUUCUGCUAUUUGUCAAGAAUGCUCCGCUAUUUGCAAA
Molecule: messenger RNA, 3677 nt
Organism: Paramuricea clavata
Lineage: Eukaryota; Metazoa; Cnidaria; Anthozoa; Malacalcyonacea; Plexauridae
Source: the annotation of a GenBank genome assembly